UCAGCGCUGAGUCUGCUGCUGAGCGCCAGCGAGAGAGUGGGCCAGUAGGAUGAAGACGCAUAGUACGCGUGGGAACUGUAUGGAUUAGUUUGCACCGGCGAACUCUGCUCGCGCUCAGAGAGAGACUUACAAUAUUGUCGUCACAUAUCUCGCUGGAAAACAUUUAUUCGCACGCGCGCAAAAUCUGAAAUAUCUAUUCCGUUUAUACGCGCGCAGUGACGCCUCCUUUCUGUCAUGUAGGGCUUCAUGUGAACGCAUUACUGUUGACCGAUGGGACACAAACAGAGGGUCACCCAGUGUGAGGAGGCAACGUGAAGAGUCCGCCGUGUUUACAUGGGUCGAAUAAUUUUGGAAAAGAGAGCAAAUUCUGGCAGUACUCUUGGGAAAGUUCAGUUCCAGCUGCAGGGGAGCAGGUCGAAACGCUUAUCUAACAGGGAACACUGACUGAGUGUUGCGCGUGACAUCGCGUCUGAACAAAUCAUUUAGCCUACACCUGCCUCCGAGGACCUCAACUCAAACUCGACAUCAUAUUGUUUACCGAGGAUUACGUGUCAAUCGGAACCCCUAAAACAAGGAUAUAACGACUUUAAUUUUAAUAACUAUACUGCAACUGGGUGAAAAUGAGGCAGAGAUUCAAAUGCGCGCAGAAUUCACCAGAUUGUUUCCAGUUGUAAGUGCUACACUUAACAUCCUUGGGGUGCACAUCUAUUGUUUUUGAAACAGAGGUCUGUCACCCCGGAGAGGAGCAUCCGGACAGCUGCAUCUGGAGCAAAGGAGCGCUGUGUUGUUUGAAGGUUUCUGCAGGAAAAAAAAAAAAAAAAAAAAUGAGUCGCAUCCUUCACACACAGGUGUUGACCAUCUGGAUUACGCUUAUCUCCAAGGCAACAGCUGACCUGACCUGUGACGCUCUGCUCCUACUCUCCACAAAUCUUACAGCUCGCACUUUGAUCCUAUGGAACCAGACGUCUAGUCCCACCAACUCUACAGGUUUGUUUUGUAACACUUCGAUUGAUGGUAUUGGGACAUGCUGGCCCAGGAGCAGUGCUGGAGAAGUGGUGUCCCGCCCCUGUCCGGAGACUUUCCUCGGGGUCCGAUACAACACCACCAAUAAUGUGUACAGAGAAUGUCUGGCUAAUGGCACCUGGGCAAAGAAAGGAAACUACUCCCAAUGUCAGGAAAUCCUCAACGAGGAGAAGAAGAGCAAGCUGCAUUACCACAUUGCAGUCAUCAUAAACUACCUUGGACACUGCAUCUCUCUGGGAGCCCUGCUGGUCGCCUUCAUCCUCUUUAUGAGACUCAGGAGUAUCCGGUGUCUGAGAAAUAUCAUCCACUGGAACCUGAUUACGGCAUUUAUCCUGCGAAAUGCCACCUGGUUUGUGGUGCAGCUCACCAUGAAUCCAGAGGUGCAUGAGAGCAAUGUGAUCUGGUGCAGGCUGGUCACAGCAGCGUAUAAUUAUUUCCAUGUGACCAACUUCUUCUGGAUGUUUGGAGAGGGCUGCUAUCUGCACACAGCCAUAGUACUGACAUACUCCACUGACAAACUGAGGAAAUGGAUGUUCAUCUGUAUAGGCUGGUGUAUUCCUUUCCCCAUUAUCGUCGCAUGGGCCAUUGGCAAGCUGUACUAUGACAAUGAAAAGUGCUGGUUUGGGAAGCGGGCCGGCAUUUACACUGAUUAUAUUUACCAGGGUCCCAUGAUCCUUGUCCUACUGAUUAAUUUCAUUUUUCUCUUCAACAUUGUGAGGAUCCUAAUGACUAAACUGAGGGCCUCCACUACCUCAGAGACCAUUCAGUACAGGAAAGCAGUAAAAGCCACACUGGUUCUUCUGCCCUUGCUGGGUAUCACAUACAUGCUGUUUUUCGUCAACCCUGGCGAGGAUGAGAUCUCACAGAUUGUCUUCAUAUACUUCAACUCUUUCCUUGAGUCCUUUCAGGGCUUCUUUGUGUCCGUGUUCUACUGCUUUUUGAACAGUGAGGUUCGCUCAGCAGUUCGUAAGCGGUGGCAUCGCUGGCAGGAUAAGCACUCCAUUAGGGCGCGGGUAGCGCGGGCCAUGUCUAUUCCCACCUCUCCAACGCGGGUCAGUUUCCACAGCAUCAAGCAGUCGUCGGCCGUCUGACCCUAACAGCGAAGCGAAGCGCCCAUCCCCGUUUCUUCUGCUUCCGCUCUAUUCAUCCUCAACUAAUCAACCAUGUCCUCUGCAAAACCCAGGGAUAACAGCUAUGGGCCAAACAGGGUAUGAUCCUCAGCUGAAACAUAGAUGAAGGGUGGAAAUAUACACAAACAACUGCCGAAAACAGAGAAGAUGAAUCUGUUUCAGAAACAGAUUGGAGCAUCGGUGGUCUCAGACAAUGAUAGGAGACUGUGGAAGGCACACAAAAAGGUUGAUAAAGACAGAAAGAGUGUACUCAUUCAAUAGCUAAAGUUAUGUCACAACAUCUCCUCCUGAUCUGCUUACCUAUCUUCUCUGAUUGGAGACCUCAGUUUAUUCUUGUUUCCAGAACUUUCACAGUAGGAAUAUAUUAAAUAUACACUACAUGGCCAAAAAUAGUGUGACUGUGUUUGAAUGGGAGUAAAUCCCUUCAUCUAUAUUCCAACAUCUAUUGGAAAAUCUUACAGAAGACUGGAAGCUGUUAGGGGGAUAAACUUUUUAAUGGCAAUUUUUUUUUUUUUUAAUUAAGGCAAGCAAGCACAUAUCCACUCAUAUAUAAAAAGGUGAAAUGUGUUUAUAAAUAGAUUAGAUUAAAUUAAUAUAUUAAAGAAACCUUUAUGACAAAAUGACUCUAUAAGGAGAAAUGUCUUAAAUGAGCUUUAUGUCUUAAACGAGCUUUACAAACUGCUUAAUUCAUAACAUUUUAUUACAUUGAAAACAAAAUUAAUUAAAUCUCCAUAAAAUGAUCCCAUGAUGUGAACCCUAAAAUGUUCUAUAUCAAGCACCUGACAGAGUGUGAGUUUGGUUUUCAGUUGUCCACUAUAUGAAGUUUUGGUCAGAUAGUGUAUUAGUUUUAGGGUUUGGGAGUAUUUUGGAAUCGGAAAACAAACUGAAUAUAUUUGACCGAUCACAAUGUGAACUUAUUAUUGUUAUUGAAUCUUUUGACUCGAUACUUUAGAGAUAAAUGUAAUGAGUUUCUCCGAUUUGUUCAGUUUGUGACCCUCAUGCUUUCACAUUACUGCAGCUAGUAAUAGUUUCCUCUGAUUCUCAUACAUUUCUGUGAGCUAACUCAUUCAACAUGAAUGCUUUUUGCUAUGAAAUUAUGAGUACAUCUAUAGCUGCAUACAUCAUGUCAUACACAUACGCAAGUGCGAUACAUUUUUUACAAAGACGAAAGGUACGUGCUAAUGCUCUCUAAGCCAGUUUGCAUCCUGGGACUCAAGGAUAUAUCUAAACCCCUGAGAGAAAGAGGAAGGAAGCUCAUAGGAAAGGGAACAACAUAAUGAAAGACUCUGAUGCCUGCUAAAGUAGAAGACGACACUCUCCGAUGCUAAGUAUUUAACACAAUCUUUUAAAUAAGGGGUUUGUCUCAGAACAAAAAGGAUUUUGAUUUUAUCCUGCAUUUGGAGCUGCGGCCAAGCAAGCAAUUGAAUGUAUUUCAAUUAAUCACUCCAGCUCUCAUUUCCAUGCACAGUUCCAUAUAAAUUCCUACUUAUCAUGCAGGCUUACGAGACGAUCAUAAUACUAAACACUUGGGAAAUUGGAUUCUGGAAACUGUUUCAAAAAAAGACUAAUUGUAGUCUCACAUGACUGGAUGUUGUUAUUGCACGAGGCUGAACAUUUUACUCACCCUCAUGUUGUUCCAAACAUGUUUGACCUGUAUGAAACAAAAUGAGAAAGUAUUUUUUUUUUAGUAAGAAUGCAUUUAAUUGAUCAGUAGUAAUAGUAAAGGACAGACCAAAGGAUCCUGAUCUUUUUUAACACAUCACACAUAAACUGUUUUUAACAUGGACAAUAAUAAUAAAAAAGUUUCUUAAGCACCAAAUCAGCAUUUAUGAAGGAUCAUGUGACACUGAACUGUUAUGAACAUCCAGUUUGGAGAUCACAUGAAUAAAUUACAUUUUAAAAUAUAUUUAAAUAGAACACUCUCAUUUUAAUGUAAUAUUUUCCUCUCCAGUCACUUGAGAACUUCAACAAAUUAAUGUCACUGAGUUAAACUGAAUCAGUUUGAUCUGUGAAUGAAUCUUUCAGACUGGUUUUGCCUGAUUCAAAAAGAUUUGACUCAACAACAAUCUAGAAUUAAAUUGAAGGUCGAAUGGGUUCAAAACAACAUGAGUGUGACUAAAUCUGAUGGCAGCUUUCAUUUUUGGGUAAACUGUUCCUUUAAAGAUGUCAGUGAUUUAUUUCAAACGAAGUGCAUUUCAAAAUUUACAUUGCUAUUGGUGGACCAUAUAUUUUUUCCUAGCUUCUCUGGACAGUUUUUUUUGUGUGUGUGUGUGGAAGGAAAUCUAAAUUUAACAAAUAGAUAAGUAGAGUGCAUUUGUGUUGAUCUAGGACCAGCUUCUCCCAACAGUUUAAAUCCCAACAGAAUCACUCAAAAGAAUCACCUCAGCAAAAUCUGCUUCGUUAUCAUUAGAGAGUCAAGGGAGAUCUGCGUGCCUUGCAGGGUCAUUUAACGUUUACCCAUGUGUUAAAACCCUCGCUAAGCUGAGCCGCCAAUGACCGAGUCCUGUGACCGCUCACUGCUGACUCAGCACAGUGAAGCAGAUUUAGCUUUUGUGCCACAUACAUCCAAUCAAUCACAUCUGAUAGGGAGAGCAAGGUUUUU
Pimephales promelas (fathead minnow) is the source of this 4755-nucleotide messenger RNA. It is a transcript of the gene crhr1, whose product is annotated as corticotropin releasing hormone receptor 1. Gene Ontology annotation, cellular component: plasma membrane; neuron projection. Gene Ontology annotation, biological process: adenylate cyclase-activating G protein-coupled receptor signaling pathway; cell surface receptor signaling pathway. The record is from RefSeq and is a predicted model, not a curated record. Lineage: Eukaryota; Metazoa; Chordata; Actinopteri; Cypriniformes; Leuciscidae. Gene Ontology annotation, molecular function: corticotropin-releasing hormone receptor activity; G protein-coupled peptide receptor activity; corticotrophin-releasing factor receptor activity.